AUGCAUUCCCUCCUAUUCAAAACCGCAUCAAUCCUCCUCUGUCUCGUCGCACAGACAUGGGCUGAAUCAUCCACCUCCUCCUCCCACCUCCUAUCCACCGAUAUCCUCUACUGGCCAGUAGCAGGCGUCUCCGAACCCUCGACCCUCGCGCGCAUCUCCUACGACUCGUCCUCGCUAAAAUCAGACCUCAUCUCCUACUCCCCGCCGCAGAAAAGUCUCAGCGCAGACUCCGACUCCGAAGAACUCGUUCGCGUGGGUUUGUACGCCUCCACGCCCGCGAACGGGAAACAAUGGGUCGGCACCAUCACGUCAUUGUCGUCUCUGGCUCCUAAGCAGGAACAGGGACAGGGACAGGGACAGCUCGCGCUUCGUCUCUACGUGAGCCCCUCGAAUGAAAUAUACCAUGUCUCGUUGGCGCCGGCGUCGGGACCUGCCGCUGCCUCGACAACCGCGGACGGUCCUACGAUCGAAGUGGUCCCUGCUGAGACGGGUCCGCAACCUCAUCUGAACCGCCCGGUCGUGCUUAGUGAGGACGGCCAGAAUCCCGAAGAAGUGGUUGAGAAGACGAUGUUCCAGAAGUAUUGGUGGGUGAUCCUCAUCAUCACGUUUAUCGCUAUGUCUGGGGGCGGUGAAGGGCAAUGA
Molecule: messenger RNA, 642 nt
Organism: Aspergillus campestris IBT 28561
Lineage: Eukaryota; Fungi; Ascomycota; Eurotiomycetes; Eurotiales; Aspergillaceae
Exons: 2
Coding region: 1-642 (213 amino acids)
Source: RefSeq, a predicted model, not a curated record